This is a messenger RNA of Gryllus bimaculatus (two-spotted cricket), 231 nucleotides long. The record is from the annotation of a GenBank genome assembly. Lineage: Eukaryota; Metazoa; Arthropoda; Insecta; Orthoptera; Gryllidae.
AUGGAAGAACUGACAAAACAAAUAAUGGGGCUACAAAAAACGGUGACACACCUGAAAACAAACCUCAAAUUCUGGAUUAGUCAUGAAAUAAAAAAUGUUAUAAGAAACAACCCAAAUAGUUCUAAAACAGGUGAGAAACGAGGAGGAGAUGAAAAUAAUGAUAACACAAAGAAGAGAAACAGUCAUAUGGGAAUGCAAAAAAGCAAACAGCAAAAAGAAAAUGACUCUUAG